CUGCAUUAAUACCAUUCUGUUUGCAUCGUGACCUUCAUCACCAUCAUCAGCAGCAGCAGUCAUGUUCUCUCGUUCUCUCCUGCUGGUUCUGCUGGUUCUUGUCUGCCUUCAGUCCUUCACAUCGGCCCAGGAUGCGGAUGGACCAGAUCAAUGCUGUUUCGAUUACUACAAGAGCCCAAUCCCUGCAAAUAUCAUUACAGCGUAUAAUGUAACAGACCUUCAGUGUAAAAAUCCUGUAGUCAUCUUUACUCUAAACAACAGCAUAGAGGCGUGUGCACAUCCUGAAGACGAGUGGGUGAAGAGCAUCAUGGAACUAAUUGACCAGCGCCAGGGGCGGAUUUACCAAAAAGGCAUAGGUGCGAUUGAACCAACGAAAUGCUGUUUCAGUUACUACAAGAAAAGAAUCCCUGCAAAUAUCAUUACAGCGUAUCAAGAAACACACAUAAAGUGUAUAAACCCUGCAGUCAUCUUUACUCUAAACAACGGCAUAGAGGCGUGUGCAGAUCCUAAAGACGAGUGGGUGAAGAACAACAUGAAACAAAUUGACCAGCGCAUGUUUACAACCACUGACACCGUGAACACUCAGCUGAAAAUAAGUGUGGAUGAACCAGACAAAUGCUGUUUCAUUUACCAGCAGAAAUCAAUCCCUGCAAAUAUCAUUACAGUGUAUAAAAAAACACACAUAAAGUGUACAGACCCUGGAGUCAUCUUUACUCUCAAGAACGGCAAAGAGGCGUGUGCAAAUCCUAAAGACGAGUGGGUGCAGAACAACAUGAAACUAAUUGACGAGCGAGUUUAAAAACCUGUCCUAAUCUCAGCUAUGAUGUUUAAAUCCUCUCUCCAGUUAUAACCAAUUAUUUUGAUUAAUAUUAAACAAAAUGCACUGUUUAUGCAUUUAAACAGAAGGAAUGAAGUUUUUCACUGUAUAUCCGAUUUGAAAAAAAAAAAAAACUUUUGCUUUAAUUCGUCUCGCAGUGUUUAUCUGAAUUGAACCACAGGCAGUGGGGAUUAGUUUUAUUUUCAGACAUAUUAAAGGGCAUUUUCUAUCAAA
This is a messenger RNA of Neoarius graeffei (lesser salmon catfish), 1051 nucleotides long. RefSeq lists its product as uncharacterized. Gene Ontology annotation, cellular component: extracellular region. Gene Ontology annotation, biological process: chemokine-mediated signaling pathway; positive regulation of GTPase activity; immune response. Gene Ontology annotation, molecular function: CCR chemokine receptor binding; chemokine activity. The record is from RefSeq and is a predicted model, not a curated record. Bases 62 to 799 code for a protein of 245 amino acids. The transcript has 7 exons. NCBI's taxonomy places the organism in Eukaryota, Metazoa, Chordata, Actinopteri, Siluriformes, Ariidae.